AGAAGAGGAAGAUUGAUUGAUCAAAGGGUCCAGACUUGGCUGACUAAAGCAGAAGAAUUCAUCACAGCGGCAGAGGAACCUGUACGAGUUGGUGAUGAAUUUGCCAAGAAGGAGUGUUUCUUUCGGCUGUGUCCCAAUCCCAUUCCUCGUUAUAAGCUUAGCAAGGAAGCCGAGAAGAAUUCCCAGGAUAUUGUUCAACAUCUGGAAGUAGCUCGUGGAUUCGGCCCCCUACCACUUUCCCACGCUCCUCCUCCACAACAGGACGUGGCGAGUGUUUCCUAUGCUCCUCCUGCACAGCAAGACGUGGCAGCAGUUGUGGAAGGUUUUGAGGAGUUCCGCUCUAGAAUGGAUGUUUUGAAACAUAUCAUGGAGGCACUAAGAAAUCCAAUCAUCAAGAAGAUCGGAGUGUAUGGGUCUUCUGGAGUGGGGAAGACGAUGCUUGUAAAAAUGGUUAAAGCAAAAGCCAAGCAAGACAGCUCGUUUAAUGUGGUAGUUAUGGCUACAGUGACAAAGGAUCGGGACUUGAAAAGUAUUCAAGAAGACAUCGCACGCGACGUGGGUUUAGAUCAGCUUUCUUUUAGAGAGCAUACAGAUCGACAAGUUGCAGAUUUAAUAAAGGCAAAGCUGAUGAAAGAGAGGAAAUUUCUUGUUAUUUUGGAUGAUGUUUGGGAGACUGAAAUAGACUUCGAGAAAUUUGGAAUCCCUUCUACAAGUGAGAUGCAGCAGGCUACGGAGAAAAAGAGUAAAGAAAGCUCAUCUGGACAAGAAGAUAUGCUCUGCAAGAUUCUGGUAACCUCCAGAUUUCGUGAUACUCUCUCUGUUAUGAUGGAUGAGAAAGAUCAGGUCUUUGAGGUACAUACAUUAGAAGAUGAUGAAGCAUGGCAUCUAUUCAAGAAUAUCGCUGGCAGCAAAGUUGAAAGCUCUGAUCUUCAACCGACAGCCAAAGAGAUCGUUAAGAGAUGUCUCGGGUUGCCCGUUGCUAUUGCAUCAGUUGGAAAGGCCAUGAAAGGUAAGGCUCGGCAACAUGAGUGGGAAACUGCUCUUAUGGAAUUGAAAAAGCCUACUCCAGAAGGGAUAUCUGCAGCUGUUCAUAAGCCUAUAGAGUUGUCCUACAAGUACUUACAACGAGAUGAACUCAAGCAAACGUUCAUGCUUUGUAGCUUGCUGGGCCAUGACUCUUCCAUCGAUGACUUGUUGAAAUAUGGUAUGGGCUUGAAUCUAUUUCAAAAGGUGAAAACAGUGGAAGAGACACGAAAGAAAGUACUGACUUUGGUUGACAAUCUCAAACUCUCUUCUUUGUUGGUUGACGGUCACAGCAAUCUGCAUUUUGGUAUGCACGAUCAGAUUCGGGAGGUUGCCCUGUCAAUUGCUUCUAGGGACCACGGUGUAUUGGCUUUAGCAGAUGAAGAUGGAGGAAAAGAGUGGCCAGAAAAGGAGACAAUGGAAAAUUUGAAGUGGAUUUAUUUGUCAAAUGGUUAUCCUGAGCUCAUGAGCAAUGGGUUGAAAUGUCCGUGGCUCACUUUCUUUCAUAUGUCUUGCAGGGGUUGUUCUCUGGCAGUUCCAACAGAUUUGUUUACUGGAAUAGAUGGGCUCAAAGUCUUAUGUUUGACUAAAAUUGAUUUUCAGUCAAUGCCUUCACAGAUUCCCUUGAUCCCAACAAAGCUUAAAACAUUGCUUUUGGACCAAUGUGUGUUUAGAAUCGAAGCACUAGGCGCCAUUAUGGGAAAUCUGGAGAAUUUAGAAGUCCUCAGCCUUGCAGGUUGUGAUAUUGAAGAAUUGCCAAGAGAAAUGGAGAAGCUAACCAAGCUAAAGUUGUUAGAUGUGAGUGACUGCACCAAACUGAGAGUAAUUCGAGGACAAGUCUUAGCAAGAUUGUCUAAAUUGGAAGAGCUAAAAAUGGGAAACAGCUUUGACCAGUGGGAUGAUGUGGAAGGACGAAAUGCUAGGCUUGCUGAGUUAACAGAGCUGCGUACGCUCACUGCUUUAGAGGUACGUAUUUCUAAUUUCCGAGAAACUUUGUUUUCUGAAAAUCUGGAAAGGUUCAAGAUUUUCAUAGGAAUAGUGAGGAGGAGGGAGUUUUCGGGGCAUUACUAUUGGGACAGUUACUCCUGGAACAGCUCUUUUGAAAGCUCAAAAAUAAUGAAGCUAAAGCUACAGGGUGCAAGCAUUAACUCAGUUAAAAAGUUAUUGAAGAAGACAGAAGAACUGUAUCUAGAGGGAUUAAAUGGUGUCGAGAGUUUAGUUGAUGAGUUAGAUGAUGAAGGUUUUCAACAUCUGAAGUGUCUCCAUGUCCAAAAUGCUCCAGACAUUCGACACAUCUUUAACCCAGCAGGGAGGUUGCUUCCUUCCCAUGUAUUUCCCAUCUUGGAGGUAUUGGCCCUUUUCAAUUUGCGAAAAAUGGAGAAGAUAUGUCAUGGUCUGACUGGAGCAGCACCUUUUAAAGUAUUAAGAAAGAUAACCGUUUAUAGUUGUCCUCAAUUGAAGAAUCUGUUCUCCUUCUCCAUGGCCAGACAGCUUCCACUUCAAGAAAUAACAGUAAGAGAUUGCAACAUUGAAGAGAUUAUUGAUGACGUGGAGGAGCAAGGCAACGGAAAUGAUAUCGUUGAAGAAAGUGAAGGAUGUAAGCUUGCUGGCAGUCUGCGGUCGUUGACAUUAGCAUGGCUACCAAAACUGAUUAGCUUCUUCAACAGUGGUAAUUGCAGCGGCAUCUCACUUUUCAACGAUAAGUUUGUGUUUCCAAACCUAGAGGAGCUGGAAUUGUUACGAAUUAAUGUUGACAUGAUUUGGAUAGCUUCUUACUGUGUUGAGAACCUUACGAAAUUGAUAAUUCAUGGCUGCGAUAACUUGAAAUACCUAUUCUCAUCCACUAUGGCUAGAAGUCUAGUGAAGCUUGGACACCUUGAGAUAGAGGAAUGCAAGAUGAUGACAAAGAUUAUUUCUAAAGAGAAUGAAGAAGAAAAGGGGAAUUUGAUUUUCCCUGAGUUGAAAUUUCUACGGUUAAUCCAUCUCCAAAACCUUGUUAGCUUCUACUUUGGAGACUCUACCAACACAGACGUUGCAGCAGGUAUUCAGCCUUUCUUCAACGAACAGGUAUGUCUUCAUUUCAUUUGCAUUUUGUCUUUCAAACUUUGGGAGCAAUCUAAUUUUCCUUCUCCUUUUUCUCUCAAUGGCAUGAUGCCCAAGCGAGCAGUUGUCGGCUCCUAGGCCCAACAACCGACAACCGCAUGUGUAGGCCCAGACAACCGACAAGCCUUGCCUUCUUUUUUUUUUUUGUAUUUUCUUCUGAAUUUUUUUACUUCCUAAUCCUACCCUUCUGCUUGCUUUUAGCUUUUCU
Rubroshorea leprosula is the source of this 3334-nucleotide messenger RNA. Lineage: Eukaryota; Viridiplantae; Streptophyta; Magnoliopsida; Malvales; Dipterocarpaceae. The record is from the annotation of a GenBank genome assembly.